GGAGAGAGAGAGAGCAAGGUGUAGAGAGACUCACACACCACCACCAUUAGACACCUGUCAGUGCAGGUGGAGACUAACUACUGAAUAUCUGAACCUGGAGAUUUCACCGGAGGGCUCCUCUUUGACUCUUUGGACUGUUUUUCUUUUUUCUUUUUUUUUUAACAAUUAAGACUUUGUAGAUUUAUGUUUUUGAAAUAUUUGGGUUUUUGGACAUUACUGAACUUUAAUUUGAAGAUUUGCUCUUUGCUGCAGCCAGCAGUUGAUGUAGUCAAUGGUUACUGAAUCCCGAUAUUCAAGUAUGUUCUAAGGAGUAAAAACUGCUGUAGGAGGAAAACGUUUCUUCUAAGACUUUCGUUCUGAGCGUUCAUCACAGCCUGAAGGAGUUUGUUGUCAACACGGCUGUUUCCGAGACACCCAACUUCAAAUAAGCUGCAAGAACAUGGCAGACUUCCCGUCCAAAGUUACCACAGAGACCAGCUCCCCCAACUCCCAGAGCUCUCAGCAGGGGGGCAACAGCCUCCGAGGGCUGACCGCUAAUGUCACCACCAUGAUGGACAUGUCGUUUAUCCGAAGUAUCCCAGCCAUCCUCAUGAUUGCUGAAAUAUUUCUAGGUCUGCUCCAUUGGGCAUUGAUAGCCAGAACUCAACCCUAUACGGGGGCGCCGGCAUAUGGCUGGGUGAUGUUUGUGGCAGUCACCCUGUGGAUCCUCACCACCAUCCUCUUCUUCAUGAUCCUGUUCAGCGUCCAGCGAAAACUCACUUCUGUCCCCUGGCCUCUGACAGUGAUGGCAUAUAACGGCAUAGCCACGGUCCUCUAUCUAACUGCCUUCCUGACCAACGCAGCAUCUGUCCACCCUUACCGCUUUCAGUACUUCUACGGACAUAUGGCAGCCGCUGCAUUCUUCGGUGCUGCGGUGACCCUGGCGUACGGUGCCAGUGCUUUCUUCUCCUAUUUGGACUGGAAGGGAGAUGGAGGAAAUGCUGCCACCAGCACGGUGCCGACCUAGGACUAGAACAUGUGAUGCUGCUUUGGGAAAAGUUUGUUUUCUUUCCCUCAAGAUACUGUAGUUAUUUGGAUAGUCUAGUGUCACUUGACUAUUACUGCUGACUCUGGUAACCCAAACCCUGACCUCAGCCUCACCCCAGUAUUAACAAUAAGAUGAAAUCUAAUCCAGACAGAAGAUAUCCACACAUUACUUUUCUGUAAAACUCAAGAGACUUUUACCUUCACAUUAUGGAAAUAAGUUGAAUAUCAACACUGGGUUAUCCACAUAAAUGUGAAUAUUGAUACUGUAUCUCAGCAACACAAUAUCAACAUAAUACUUCUUUGAAGGGGAUCUGAUGGACUGCACUGAGGCCUCACAUUCAGGCCUUCCUAAAAUAAUAUAUUUCAUAACACUAUUGUAAAUAGUAUUAAUAAUAGUAAUUAGUAAUUAGUAUAUUAGUAUCAGAAGUAGUAUAGUAAAUAGUUCAGUAAGUAGUACAUGUGUUCAUUUUCACAGAGAAUGUUAAUAUCAGAGAAUGUUGUAAAAUAUACAAAUGUUUUACACAAUGGGACCAACUUUGAUAUGACAUUAGUUUUGGCAAAAUUACCUCAUGUCUAUAAACAGGAAACAGCAUGCAUGCAAGGUCUUUUCAUAUGUCUGAGUUUAAAACUUGCAUAAUAAUCUUUCAGAUUUACUUGCCUAAAGUAGGACUUAACUUAAAUUUGCAGUGUAAAGCAUUUUGAAUAUAUGUAGGUUUCAAAGACAACACAAUAUUUCAAUUUUAAACCAGUGGACAUAGUUAAAAUUACUAGAAACAAAAUAGAAUCACCGGGGACAAACUUUGUAACUACUACUACUACUUUUGUGGCAAUAAUUAUUUUUGCUUCACAGCAAUAAAAGGGGAAAAAAACAUGAUGUGGCCUUGGACAGUCAGUGACAUAUAAAUCAGAUUUGCAUCAUGAAAUGGAAAAUGACUCUGCCCCUUUGUGAAUGUGGGGCUUGAGAGGACAAUCUAACAAGUUCCUGGUUACAAGAACUUACUACAAUCUUUGACACCAAAAACUUUCAUUUUAAACAUACCUUGUGUGGACUAGGGAGUGUAUUAUGUCUAAGGUUGGAAACAUAACUAUUCAAAGUUUGUUUUGUAUUUUUUGUUUACAGAGUAUGAUGUUGCUCUCAUAAACUGACAUGGUAAUGGAGGAGGGUGUGAGGAAUGAGUGUUUCCGUAGUAUCUGUCCAGCAGAAAUCUGUUUUGAUUUCCUCUAUUGAUUAUCCAGACUAUAAUCAUGCGCUCAGAUAGAACCCAAAUAAUUUCACUGAGGAAGCCGAAAUGAUGAUGAAAAUAAAAAUAUACAUACAUAGAUUGCAAAAUAUACAGUGUGAAUCAAACAUUUCUUGAAGCUGGCAGUGUUUCUGCAGGACAUUAUUGACUCCUUUAAUGAUUCAAAUGUUAGUCCACUAGCGACUCGUAGAGUUGUGGAAAAAGUGUGCAACAUAUUUUUCUGAUUCAUAUCACACACUGCUCAACUCCUGUUGUACUGUAUGUACCUUUAUGAAAUAUAUUGUGUUUUUGUACCAAGAGUUUGAAUACUAGUGAAAUUCUGUUGUUAGUGCUAAACCAAGCACUUAUGUUCUAAUAAAGCACUUGGUGAUUUCA
Molecule: messenger RNA, 2642 nt
Organism: Seriola dumerili (greater amberjack)
Lineage: Eukaryota; Metazoa; Chordata; Actinopteri; Carangiformes; Carangidae
Gene: pllp
Product: plasmolipin
Exons: 4
Coding region: 440-1006 (188 amino acids)
Biological process (GO): myelination
Cellular component (GO): membrane
Molecular function (GO): structural constituent of myelin sheath
Source: RefSeq, a predicted model, not a curated record